AUGACAAGAAACAAUAGGUCCAAUUAUGAAAACGUGGAUUAUAGUGAGUGUGAAGAUGGUGAUCAUGUUCAAGACUCAGAAACUGAAUUGGAUCUUCCUCUUGAGAAACUGAAUCUUGGACCUCGGAAGAAGUUGUUGGUUAUGAACCUUAAUGGGUUACUGCUUUACAGAGUUAAUCGUCGUAAUAAGCAAGAAAUUCCGAAGUCUCCACGCGCUGAUGGGAGAUAUGGAAACUUUCUUGUUUUCAAAAGGCCCUUUAGCGAAGAAUUUAUGCAAUUCUGCUUAGAAAGAUUUGAAGUGGGGAUUUGGUCUUCUGCAGUGGAGAAAAAUAUUGAUGCUGCCUUAAAUUAUGCCCUUGGAGCAUCGAAAAGCAAACUGCUGUUUGUAUGGGAUCAAUAUCGAUGCACGAAUUCUGGGUUUAAAUCCUUAGAGAUAAAAUACAAGCCUCUUUUCUUCAAGGAACUGAGUGAAGUAUGGGAUAAUGUCAAGAAAGGAGGCCCAUAUUCUGCUUCAAAUACUUUGCUGAUUGAUGACAAACCUUACAAGGCCUUACUCAAUCCUCCUAACUCAGCAAUAUUCCCUGAUUCAUAUAUGCCUAAGGAUGAAGCUGAUGACACUGUGCUGGAUCCAAAGGGUGAGCUAUGUUUGUACCUUAAUAACCUUGCUGAUGCGCAUGAUGUUCAGUCUUACGUUAAGGAUUAUCCAAUUGGACACCCUGCAAUUACGUCGUCACACCCAGAUUGGGAUUUUUACUCUAAAGUGAAGGCAUGUCUUCGGCAACAAAAAUAA
Messenger RNA from Abrus precatorius (Indian licorice), 789 nucleotides. RefSeq lists its product as uncharacterized. Bases 1 to 789 code for a protein of 262 amino acids. NCBI's taxonomy places the organism in Eukaryota, Viridiplantae, Streptophyta, Magnoliopsida, Fabales, Fabaceae. The record is from RefSeq and is a predicted model, not a curated record. Gene Ontology annotation, molecular function: phosphoprotein phosphatase activity. The transcript is spliced from 6 exons.